Microsporum canis CBS 113480 is the source of this 237-nucleotide messenger RNA. RefSeq lists its product as hypothetical. The transcript has 2 exons. The record is from RefSeq and is a predicted model, not a curated record. The coding region runs from base 1 to 237 and encodes 78 amino acids. Lineage: Eukaryota; Fungi; Ascomycota; Eurotiomycetes; Onygenales; Arthrodermataceae.
AUGUCAAACCUCCGUCAGGACAUCAUCGCUGAGUUAGAACAGAGGAGAAUGGAGCUUCAGGAGCUCAUGACACGCCAGGCCCAAUUAUACCAAUUCAUAACCGACCUUCGGAUGCGGAUGGAAGAGUUGGAACAACUUACUACAAAAGAGAUUGCUCAAUAUGAACAGGAGCUUAAUGGUAUCAACAUCAGAAUCAGAAUUCUUGAAUCUGCCAUCGAACUCCUCUCACAAUCCUAA